This is a messenger RNA of Phalacrocorax carbo (great cormorant), 3890 nucleotides long. NCBI's taxonomy places the organism in Eukaryota, Metazoa, Chordata, Aves, Suliformes, Phalacrocoracidae. The record is from RefSeq and is a predicted model, not a curated record.
ACUUGGGGGCCGGGGGGAGGGCAGUUGUUUCUGUGGGGCAGUUGUUCCCCCCCCCCCUCAGACCAUGCAGCGAAGGCGUCGCCGAGGCCUCAGCACCCUGGGGGCUACAGGGCAGGGACUGGAGCGGGGACCCCCCCUCGCCAGCGACUCGGAGGACGACGAGCCACGCUGGCGCCCUCCCCUCAGAGACGCUGCGUCACCCCGAGUCGUGCCAGAGAGCAACUCGGAGGAGACAGAUGUUUGCCCAGAUGUUCGAGGCCCCCGAAAACGCCGCCACACCCCCGCGCCAGGCCACCGCCCGGGUGUGGCCUCGCCCUGCCCGGAUCUGGAUGGCAGAGGACCCAAAAAGCGCUGUUUCGGCCCCCAAACAGCCCCAGAUCCAGAUGUGGGGAGAAAAAUGGCUAUUCCAGAUGUUCCGCCCCCAAAUCACUCUCUGAACCCCAAAAAGGUUGUGAAUCCAGAUGUGAAGCGUUUGCAAGGCAACAACCUGACUCUCGAUGUUGAGACAGAUGUCAAAGUGCCCCCAGAAACUGCUCUUUUUCACCCAAACUGCCACCGAGUUGCCCUGGAGGUGAGCAGCAAUCCAGAUGUGGAGGAAAGGGCCCCAAAUCCAGAUGUUGGAGGCGCUAACAACAAAUCCCAGAUGCUCGUGGUGGACAGUGACACCGAUGUGGAGGAGGCUGAGGACCUUCCAGAUGUUGGGCACCCAGAAAUACGUAGAACGGCCCCAGACAUACAAAAAAAUCCAGGUGUGGAGAUGGAGCCCCCAAAUCCAGAUGUUGGCGGUCCCGAAAAUGGAUGCUGGAGACUUGGGGACAGCGAUACAGAUGUGGAGACAGAGAAGAACUCAGCUGUUGAAGGGCCCAAAAAUGAGCGUCGGGCACUGAUCGUGGACAGCGAUACAGAUGUGGAGGAGAACGGAGCCGAUCCAGAUGUUGGAUACACUAAACCCCGUCAAACAACCCAAAAUGUACCAAAAGACAAAAAUAUCGAGAUGGGGACACAAAAUGCAGGUGUUGAAGGUUCACAAAGGGGAACUCAGAUGCGUGUGGUGGACAGCGAUACAGAUGUGGAGGAGAAUGGAGCCGAUCCAGAUGUUGAAUACCCUAAAAGCCACCGAAUGAACCAAAACGUACCGAAAACCCAGACUGUUGAGGUGGAGACGCGAAAUGCAGGUGUUGAAGGUUCUCAAAAGGGUCAUCAGAUGCUCAUGGUGGAUAGUGAUACAGAUGUGGAGGAGGACACCUCCAAUCCAGAUGUUGGGUGCCCAGAAAGCCACAGAACAGCCCCCAGAGACCCAGAUGUGAAGACAGAGGCCGCAAAUGGAGACGUUGGAGGGCAACGGAUUCUCCUGAUGGAGAGCGAUACAGAUGUGGAGGAGGACGCUUCCAAUCCAGAGGCCGGGGCUCCGAAAAUCCGUCGAGCGACCCCAAACCUACCAAGAAACCCAGAUGUGGAGACGGAGGGUCCGAAUCUACGUGCUGAAGAGCCCCAAAACAAGCCUUGGACGCUUGUGGUGGACAGCGAUACAGAUGUGGAGGAGAAUGAGGUGAAGCCAAGCGUCGGGUGUCCAAAAAUCCAGAGAAUUACCCGCAAGGGCCCAGAUGUGGAGGCGACGAACCCAAAUCCAGAUGUUGAAGAACCCCAAAACGAACCUUGUGACCUCGAGGUAGACAGCGACACAGAUGUGGAAGAAGACAACCUCAGACAACGUCGCCUUCGUCCAAAAAGCCACAAAACACCCCAAAACACCCGGAAAGACCCAACCGUAGUGAUGGAGACCCCGAAUCCAGAUGUUGACGGCCUCGGCCGGGGCUCGGUGGCCUCCAGUGGUGACAGCGAUACAGAUGUGGAGGACGUCAACGCCCUUCCCAACACUGGAGCUCCAAAAACACACGGGGCGACCCGUGAGGUCGUGGAUACGGUAGCUAAGGUGGCCGCUGCUCCAGAUGUUGUCCCCAAGGGGGCGACACGGACUAAAGACGAUCCAGAUGUGAAGGCUACGUUCCCGACUCCAGAUGUUGGAGCCUCCAAAGCCCAGCCCCCGGUCCUGGAUGUGGACAGCGAUACAGAUGUCGAGGACAAUUGUGUCGUUCCAGAUGUUGGGGCAGUGCGAGGGUGUCGGGGGGCACCUGGCGACCCAGAUGUGGCAACAGCACCCCCAAAUCCAGAUGUUUCCUCUCCCACGAGCCCCAGGGGUGGCAGCAACACGGACACGGAGGAGGUGGCUCCCACUCCAGAUGUUCGGAGCCUCCGGACCCAUAUCCGGACCCGAAAUCGGCCCCAUCCAGAUGUUGAGGGUCCCACCACAGGCAGCGAUACCGAUGUGGAGGGGACAGACCCAAAACAAAGGAAAACAUCCCCAAAACGGCAAAGUUUAUCCCCAAAAUCACACGGUGACCCAAGCGUGGAGGGAAUGGUCUCAAACGGCCACGAUUCAGCCCCAAAUCCAGAUGUGGAGGCCUCGAAUCCAGAUGUCGGGGCCCAGCAACGCAACGGGGAGACCCCGGGGAAGGAUCGGGAUCCAGCUGUGCUGCCAGAUGUUUCAGCCCCCAAAUCCCCACGUCUGGCCCCAAAUUUGGGGGUCACCGGUGACGCUGAUGGUGGACCCGGGAGGGGCGAGGUCACCCCCGGAGGGGACGCGGGUGCGGCGGGGACAGAGAGCGACACCGACACCGAGGGUAAAUGGGUAGGGGAGGGGCCUCGCCGCAGCCAGCGCCUGGCCAGGAGCCGAGGGGGCGGAGCACAGGGGGGCAGCUGGCAGGGGCGGAGCACAGGGGGCGUGGCCCCUCCUGUCUCCGCCCCUGUGCGGCGCAGCCCACGCCUCCAGGCCCGCCCCCCUCCAUCAGAGCCGCCAGUCGUGAGGGGGCAGGGGCAGGUGGGGCCCCGCCCACCACCCAAGCCCCGCCCCUCACGGGUGGGUCCCGCCCCCUCUAAGAGGCAAGCUCAGGAGGAGGAGGAGCCACAAGAGGUCAUGAAGCCACAGCUCCGCCCCCACGGGGGACCCAGCUCAACCCCCCCAAAGGUGCUGUUCACGGGGGUGGUGGCCUCCCCAGCCAUGGAGGUGGCCCUGAAGACGCUGGGGGGGUCCUUGGCCACCAACGUCUUCGACUGCACCCACCUGGUGACCGACCGCGUCCGACGCACCGUCAAGUUCCUCUGCGCGGUGGCCCGCGGUGUCCCCAUCGUCACCCCCGAGUGGCUCCACAAGAGCGCCCAAAGCGGCCGCAUCCUGGUGCCGGGUCCCUUCCUGGUGCGUGACAGCCAGCAGGAGCGUCACUUCGGCUUCAGCCUGGCCCAGGCCCUGCGCCGCGCCCGCCGCCACCCCUUGCUCCAGGGCUACGAGGUCCACGUCACCCCCAACGUCCGCCCCGAGCCCGAGCACAUGAGGGACAUCGUCACCUGCAGCGGUGGCACCUUCCUGCCCACCAUGCCCCACACCUAUGGGCCGCGGCGGCUGGUGAUCUCGUGUGAGGCGGACGCGGGGCGCUGGGCCCCGGCGCUGGGCGCCCGCCUGCCCCUGGCCUCGGCCGAGCUGCUGCUGACGGGGCUCCUGCGGCAGCGCCUGGAGCUCCAGCCCUUCCUCCUCCCCCCGCCCCCCGAGACCCCCCCCGCCGCGACCCCCCCCAAUUCCCGCCCGACCCCCACCGCCCCGCCGAGGGCUCCUACAGCCCCUCCGAGGGUUCCUCGUCACCCCUCCAGGGAUGUCCAGGAACCCCCCGGCACUCCUGGGUCCUCCCGGGGGUCCGGGGAGGUGCUGGCACGAGCUCGGAGUCGACGAACCCCCCGGGACCCCCCCCGGGACCCCCCCCGGGACCCCCCCGGCACCCGGCGGCGCCCGGCGGCCCCCCCCACCCGCCAAUAAAGGGGUUUUUGGCAGUGAAAAACAA